Molecule: messenger RNA, 997 nt
Organism: Choloepus didactylus (southern two-toed sloth)
Lineage: Eukaryota; Metazoa; Chordata; Mammalia; Pilosa; Megalonychidae
Product: 39S ribosomal protein L18, mitochondrial-like
Exons: 1
Coding region: 244-762 (172 amino acids)
Biological process (GO): translation
Cellular component (GO): mitochondrion; ribosome
Molecular function (GO): 5S rRNA binding; structural constituent of ribosome
Source: RefSeq, a predicted model, not a curated record
CAACAUUAUCUGUUGAAUAAUUUGAUCUUUUCUCAACUGAUUUGAAAGGGCACCUUUAUCAUAUACUAAAUUAAUUUUUUCCAUGGAUCUGUUACUGCUUUUUCCACUGCUUUUAAAAAUCAGUCCAGGCGAGCCUAAUGCAUUUUCCCUGAGUUAAUAUGUCUGCGCCGGGGGAGACUCUGAGACACCCUUGAGGAACAGGAGGCCAGGCUUUCCCGAGGCUUUGCCUGAGGUCCCCUGGUUAUGGCGCUUCGCUCGCGGCCCUGGAAGUUGUUCUCGGUUUGCAGAAACCCCGAGUUUGGGUGCGCAGCCCUCUCAACCGGUGGCAAACCAGCGGUGAAGCCUGACGUGGACUCUCUGGAAAAUGAAGCUGUUGCCUCAGAAUUCACCAACCGGAAUCCCCGGAAUCUGGAACUCCUAGCUUUAGCCAGGAAAGAGCGGGGUUGGGGGACAGUGUGGCCCUCCCGUGAGUUCUGGCACAGGUUACGAGUUAUAAGGACUCAACAUCAUAUUGAAGCAUUUGUUGAGCAUCGAAAUGGCCAGGUUGUACUUUCAGCAUCCACUCGUGAAUGGGCUAUUAAAAAGCAUCUUUAUAGGACCAGAAAUGUGGUGGCUUGUGAGAAUAUAGGAAGAGUCCUGGCAGAAAGAUGCCUAGAGGCCGGCAUCAACGUCAUGGUCUACCAGCCAACUCCUUGGGAGGCAACCUCAGACUCGAUGAAACGGCUACAAAAUGCUAUGACAGAAGGUGGUGUGGUAUUAUAGGAACCUCGGAGAAUCUAUGAAUAAAACAGCAACAUUAAUUGUUUUGAACUUGUACAAAACUUCCAGCCAUUACAGUCAUCAAAAGAGAACAUCUGGAAAAACAGCCAGCUUGGCUGUUUUAUGACAAUACUGAAACAGUGGGAUAUAAAGAGCGUGUGGCCUUCUCUUGGUGGUGGUGGUGGUGUUUUAAUCAAGGGACCCUCUCUUGGACCUGAAAAAGCUAUUUGAGCAAAGU